This is a messenger RNA of Micromonas pusilla CCMP1545, 453 nucleotides long. RefSeq lists its product as uncharacterized. Gene Ontology annotation, cellular component: peroxisome. The record is from RefSeq and is a predicted model, not a curated record. The annotation marks the transcript as partial. The transcript has a single exon. NCBI's taxonomy places the organism in Eukaryota, Viridiplantae, Chlorophyta, Mamiellophyceae, Mamiellales, Mamiellaceae.
GUCGCGGUCGUCACCAUCGACGCGCCGUCGACGUCGAACGCCAUCACGAGACCGAUGCUCGUCCACCUCGCGCGAGCGUUCAGGGAGCUUCGCGACGCCGAAAAUCCCGCCGUCCGCGCGUGCGUCCUCGCCGCGCGCGGAAGAAAAGCGUUCAGCGCCGGAAUCGACCUGAGCGCGGCGGAGGACGUGUUCAAGAUGGACGCGAACGACCUCACGAACGACAUCGUCCAUCAGAUGGAACGCUGCGAUUUUCUCAUCGUCGGCGCGAUAAACGGCGUCGCCGUAAACGCCGGAUUCGAGCUCGCGCUCGCGUGCGACGUCCUCGUGUGCUCGCCGCGCGCGGCGUGGAUAGACACGCACGCGAAGUUGGGGCUGCUGCCGUCGUGGGGGCUGAGCGCGAAGCUGCCGCGGAUCGUGGGCGCGAAGGCGGCCAACGCGGUCAGCCUCGCCGGC